AUGGGGAUAUGGUAAAGUAACUUGCAAACCUCAUCUAUAUCAAGCCUCCUGCUUUAAUAAUUUGAGACCCAGAUGGCUGAACCAAAACAAUUUGGAUGACAUAGUAAUCCAAAAUGAUCCCAAAUUAAUCUUCUUAUGUUGAUGUAUGAUAAAACAAUCAAAGCAAAGCCAAUAGAAUUCCCAUCCACAAACACUCCACCAAUCCGUAACAAUGGCUACUUGGCUCUCUCUUUCCAAGUUCCUUUCCUCCUUUUUGCCUUCCAUUCCUCUACCACCACCGCCGCCGCCGCCCAAAGCGCCUCUUCUCAACAACCUUUCACUCUCAUCCCAAAAGCCCAAAAGCACUCUCCUUUCGUUGUCAGCUCAAGAGGAUCAAUCCCCUUCAUCAUCAACUGAAUUGUCAUCAGUAAUAUGCCCUUCCCUUGCAUAUUCGAAUACCCUUUUCUUCAAAUCAGCUUACAACGUUCAGGUUAUUGUGGAUGAUAAUGAACCUGAAGAAAAGCUGCUUAACAGGUUCAGAAGGGAGGUGAUGAAAGCUGGUGUUAUUCAAGAAUGUAAAAGAAGAAGGUUCCAUGAGAAUAAGCAAGAUGAGAAGAAACGAAAGUCACGCGAGGCUGCUAAGCGUAAUCGUAGAAGGCGUCCCCAAGCAAGAUACUCGCAACCGAGCAAACAAGAAGAAUCGUCAAAGAAGAAGGAUGGGGAUGACGAAGAUAACUGGGACAUGCCCGACGCAGACUUUCCCUAUUGAUCACAUUUAGCCAUGCCUUUUUAGUUACUAAUCUUUAUCUUUGGUUCUUGGUUGAACCCUCACCCUGUAAAUGUUUUUAGUAAAAAUGUUCAUUCCUUAAUAGAUUUCAAGGCAGUUUAUACAUCACCAUGAUUUUCCUGACCUUAUUAAGGCAGUUAGUAUCAGUUAUAUGUUGAAA
This is a messenger RNA of Gossypium arboreum, 926 nucleotides long. Its product is annotated as 30S ribosomal protein S21, chloroplastic-like. Gene Ontology annotation, cellular component: ribosome. Gene Ontology annotation, molecular function: structural constituent of ribosome. The transcript has 2 exons. The record is from RefSeq and is a predicted model, not a curated record. Gene Ontology annotation, biological process: translation. Bases 212 to 748 code for a protein of 178 amino acids. NCBI's taxonomy places the organism in Eukaryota, Viridiplantae, Streptophyta, Magnoliopsida, Malvales, Malvaceae.